CAUUGUUAUUUUAGUGCUAAAACGGCGCGUAAAUAACUUGUUUUUUUUCCUGAUAUAAAAAAAUGUCGAUUACGCUCGAUUUCAAUGGAAAGAACUUGGCCAAAGGCAAGUCGUUGGAGCUGCACUACUUGCCGGCCAAGGUGGACGGCGAUGGCGAAGCUAAUGUGCAGGAAUACUUCAACAACUACACGAGGGAAGCUUCCGAGUAUGGUACUGGAAUUCUUACAAACGCUUUGCGUGGUUAUCCACUGGUAGGCGAACGACUAAAAGUGCCCGAAGGAUUCCAGGGACUGGUGCUCCAGGAAACCGACAAGCCCCUCAGCGAGUCCUCAGACCGGCAACUACGUCUCACUGGCGUUUUUGAAGAGUUUACCUACUGGAACUACGACAAAGUGCCAUCCAAUGGCGAUGCCUUCCGACAGGCGCUCGUCAUGGCAGAUGUGGCCCAGGCUUUGUCGCAGCCGAUCAGCGAACAAGCUUUGGAAGCGGAAAUUACACGGAACAAGGAAAACGCCAAAAGCGGUCCUUAGCCUUCAGUUUUUAAGCGCGCUUACAGCGUUUUUAUAUAGUAUUCCAAAAGCUAAUCAAAUACAUAUGUAUCUUCACAA
Drosophila serrata is the source of this 608-nucleotide messenger RNA. RefSeq names its product ribonuclease H2 subunit C. Gene Ontology annotation, cellular component: ribonuclease H2 complex. Gene Ontology annotation, biological process: RNA catabolic process. The record is from RefSeq and is a predicted model, not a curated record. Lineage: Eukaryota; Metazoa; Arthropoda; Insecta; Diptera; Drosophilidae.